AUGGCCAGCAACGAGGACCAAACGACGGAAUCCAAAUCCCAGCAGAAAAAUCACAAGAAAUACCGCCGAGACAAACCAUGGGACAAUGAGAAUAUUGAUCACUGGAAGAUCGAUCAUUGGAACGACAAGGAAGAUAAACUUCCAGGAGGAAGAUUGUUAGAAGAGUCAUCUUUUGCUACGCUGUUUCCAAAGUACCGAGAAAACUAUCUUCGUCAAGUCUGGCCAGUUAUUACAAAGGCCUUGGAUUCUUUGAAGAUUGCUUGUGAAUUGGAUUUGGUCGAAGGUAGUAUGACAGUCCGAACAACCUCUGCUACGACAGAUCCCUUUAUCAUUCUUAAGGCUCGAGAUUUACUCAAAUUGAUUGCCCGUAGUAUUCCAGUGGUCCAAGCACUGAAAAUUCUCAAAGAUGAAUGGGUCUGUGACAUUGUCAAGAUUGGAGGAAUUGUUCGAAAUAAGGAACGCUUCGUCAAACGACGACAACGAUUGCUAGGUCAGGAAGGAUCCACACUAAAGGCUUUGGAGUUGGUCACUGGAUGUUUCAUUCUCGUUCAGGGGAACACAGUGUCCAUCAUGUCCGAAUCGCACAAGGGGCUGAAACAAGCUCGUCAGGUUGUCGUCGAUUGCAUGAACAACAUUCACCCAAUUUACCACAUUAAGCGGCUCAUGAUCAUGAAGGAGCUGGCAAAAGAUGAAAAAUUAAAAGACGAAGACUGGGAGAGAUUCUUGCCCAAGUUUGCCAAGAAGAACGUCCAACGUAAGAAGGUUUCCAAGAAGAAGGAACCAAAGGUUUACACACCCUUCCCUCCAGCGCAAACACCCAGAAAGGUGGAUUUGCAAUUGGAUACUGGUGAAUACUUUGCUUCGGAGGAGCAACGAAAGACUCAAAAAUUGAUGGUCCGGAAGGAAGCGGCCAAGCAAAAGUCACUAGAGAAACGAAAGAUUAGGGAAACGGAAGAUGAGAAAGUGCCGGCCAAGAAAACCAAGAAGGCCAAGGCAGAAAAGUCAACCACUGACAAUGUUGACGUGGGACGAUUGCAAGAGAAUAUCAAGAAACGAAAGAGCGAUACUGGUGGCAAGAGCAGCAUGUCCGAUUUUGUGCAAGGGUGA
Molecule: messenger RNA, 1107 nt
Organism: Cylindrotheca closterium
Lineage: Eukaryota; Bacillariophyta; Bacillariophyceae; Bacillariales; Bacillariaceae
Source: the annotation of a GenBank genome assembly